Messenger RNA from Python bivittatus (Burmese python), 2876 nucleotides. The record is from RefSeq and is a predicted model, not a curated record. NCBI's taxonomy places the organism in Eukaryota, Metazoa, Chordata, Lepidosauria, Squamata, Pythonidae.
GGGACCCUCCGAAAGGGAGCCCUUUCUGCCCCCAGGCCUUCUCUGGCUUGCCCUGGGUCUCUUCAGUGCUGCGUUCGGCCAAAGCGCCCCCACGCCACAGGCCCUGGGGGGCCUCUCCCCCGGCAGAUCCGCGGGUGGGAAGCCAGGCUGCAGCCCAGAGAGGUUUCGCUCGGGGGUGUGUGUGCAGGUGAGAUCGGAUGCCUUGUGAGGCGUCCACUAUUCCUCCCUCUGCCCCCAGGGGUGCAGUAGACAGGCGUGCCCAUGCCCUGCAUCUGCCAGACGAAUCUGCCAAUCCCACCCUAGCGGAGAAGACGGGUGGCGUACGUAUCCCUUGCUCUCUAAUAAGCGGCAGCAGGAAUGUCCGUGAGUGGUGUGUUGCUUGAGGCCAGCAGGGGGCAGCGCUUAGCCAACGUGGGUUGCUCCGGAGCGGCAGCAGGGCCAGGCUGUGGCCCCAGGCCGGAGUGGGAAGCGGGAGGUGGCCUUGUGGCCAAAGAAACCACACAGGCGUGUCCGUGGAGCCGGCGGGAGCUGGGCUCGACUCCUCUCGCUCCAAGCAUCCCGGGCCAGGCGGCUGCAGCUGGGAAGGGGAGAGCCGGGCCGCUGUGGGCAAAUGGCCUGCCUCGCCCCCUCCUCUUUUCCUUUCCCCGCCCUGGGGCUUUCCAGUUGUGAGAUGUGCUCCGGAAAGCUUUGCUUAACGCACGCUCGGAUCCCAAGCUGUUGCAACGAGCUGGCCGGUCAGCCUUGCUGGUGUGAGAGCAAAGCCAGCUGCCGCUUCCCCGGCAAGUGGACGGGGCCGGACGGCCUUUGGGCUGGUGAGAAUCGGGCCCACGCGCUCUUGUGCGGGACGUGUGAUGCCGCCGGUCAUCUGGGCACAAUCGGGGCCCGGCCUCUGCCAGCCGAUGAAAGCUCCCGGCCUGCCUGACUGCAGAUGCAGCGGGACCCCCGCUUUUGUGGUGCUCAGCCAGCCACUCUUCUCGGGCCCAAAUGAUCCCCUUUGAAAGGGAGGUGGGGAUGAUCUCGAACAAGGGGGAGAAAACGCGCGUGGCCUCCUCCAUCUUCAUCACCCUCGCACCUCCCAGGAGGGACCACGGUCCUGCGAAGACCCCGCCAUUCCUUCCCGCAGAGCGGUGGGCCCCUGAGGAAGAGGGACGGGGGCCCAGCAGCGCUCCCCGUGGAGGUUCCUCUGCCCCGCCGCCUCCCGUUGUCCCUUCUCUGUCUGCCCUGGGCGCUCUGCAGUCCGCUGCCCUGCCGGUGGAGACCCUGGGCCCCGAUCUGCAGAAGGAAGCAGCCGCUUCACCCUCCUCCCUGCAGGCUUCUUCUGUCUUUCUGAAAAAACUGGGGCAGCCUCAGCCGGCCUCGCGCAAUGGCUGGACGGGCGGGCGGGCGGAAAAGGAAGCGGGAAGUGCUGCGGCGCCAGUGCCCCUGCCCCUGCCCCUGCCCCCACCCCAGAAGACACUGGAGAAAUGCGGUGCCUGCCGGGCAUUAAUCCUCAGCGAGAUUGUGUGGGCCCUGGGGAGGGGAUACCACCCGGAAUGCUUCACCUGCGUGGCCUGUGGCCGAGAGAUUGGCAGCGACACCUUUGCCGUGGACGAUGACAACAAGGUGCAUUGCCUUCCAGACUUCUACAGGAAGUUUGCGUCCGUGUGCGGGGCCUGCGAGCAGCUCAUUAUCCCGUGCAACGGGAGGGACACCUACAAGAUCGAGUGCCUGGGGAGAAGCUUCCACGAGGACUGCUAUCGGUGUGAAACGUGUCAGGUCUUGCUGUCCCCGGAACCCACGGAGGACGGGUGUCACCCUCUCGGCAGCCGCCUCCUUUGCCGAGCCUGCCACGUCCGGCAGACCAAGGGUCGUCCUGCUGAGUAGACGGAUGCUGACCUCUUUCGGAAGCGGGACCAGGAGGGCUAGCCCGGUGCUCUGACUCCCCCGCCCCCGGCUGCCCGCCUGUGAGCCUUUUUCAAACGUUCUUCUCCGCUGGGGAGCUGGGCCAGGGACAGAGAGCAACGUCCUCCUAUUUGUGAAUGAGACUUGCCAGCCUUCCACCAGACCAGAGACACACGCCCUGCCCUUCUGACGGCCAGCCGGGGAUGGCGUUCCGGCUUCCUUGCGGCUGGAGGGGCCACGGGAGCGCCGGGCUGGAUUCGGGCCAGGGGUUGUCCAUCGGUGGCGCGGUCCCUUCCCAAGCAGAGAGAGGAGAGGGUGGGACUCUGCUCAGCAGGCCACCGUUAGGAUGCGGCGAGAGAGGAAAGGGGCCACACGGAGGGUUCGGCGGUGGGGCGCUUGGGAGGCCAGAGCGGGCAUUCCCUGGCCGCGUGUGCUGGCUGGCGGCCCUCCCUGCAGUGCCCGGCCUGAGCCAAUGCAGGAGAUCUACGGAGGGGGCAACCGUGGGCCAUCCACGUGCACUGCUCUGACCCCACCGCGCCUGACCCCGGCUGCGCGUGCUCCGACGUGGCCCCUUUGAGUCAAGCCCAGCGGCCAGGAGACCCAAGGAGGGCUGGGCAGCCGGGCGCCCGGGCAAAGCAGGCGGCUGGGCCUCAGCGGACGUCCUCCCUUUAGUACGCAUCUCCUCCACCAGGGGGCAGCCCAGCGCCCAGGCCGAUCUGCAGUCCUGGGAAGGGAAGGGCCGGGCCGGGCCGGGCGGGAUGAGCCCCUUGGCUCUGCGGCCUUUCUCCACAGGGAUGGGCGGACGGACGGACGGAGCCCCUCGUGGCGGAAGGACCUGGGGGCUGUCCUGCGUAGCAGGGCCCAUGUGCCGCCCUUUCGGCGAACCUCAUUAAAUCUGGCAGACACGCCAGGGCUCUUUGCUUUGAAUCUCGGGUGCCCCGGGGCGACCGCUUAGGCCUUGGCAGGGCCAAGAGCCGGAGCGGCGGCAGAGGGGG